AUGGAGUUGGUGGCUCCAGAAACGGCAAGGGAGGACUCCGACGGGGCCGAGUAGCGGGGGACCAACCGGUCGUCAGGAUCCCAGGGAGUCCCGAGGUCCGCCUUCGAUUGCGGAGUUGUUCCACCCAAGCGGCCCUUCCUGGUGUGGCCGGGGCAGCCGGCCGCCCGGGAAAUGAUGAUGGGCCUGCAGUACCUACGUAGGUCAGUCUCUGGCCCUGGGGAGGAAGAAGCCCCUGGCAAGACCAACUAUCCUGCAGUCCCCAGAGCCUUCGAGCGCCAGGAGUGUGGACUGUCCGCAGCCUACCUCCCUAACCUCAUUCACCACCAAAGCAGCCAUGGGGGCGACAAGCCCUACUGCUGCCCGGAGUGUAGCAAAAGCUUCCGACGUGGCUCAGAUCUGGUUAAGCACCACCGAGUACACACUGGAGAGAAACCGUACCCCUGUCCUGAGUGUGGCCGUUGCUUCAGCCUGAGCUCCAACCUCAUCCAACACCGUCGCUCCCACUCAGGCCUCCGGCCCCACAAAUGUCUGGAGUGCGGGGAGGCUUUUGGCCGCAGCUCGGACCUGGUUAAACACCAGCGGGUGCACACAGGUGAGAAGCCUUACACCUGCGCUGAGUGUGGUAAGACUUUCAGCGUUAGCUCCAACCUGAUCCAGCACCAGCGCACGCACACGGGCGAGAAGCCCUACCGCUGCGGGGACUGCGGCAAGCGCUUCAGCCUGAGCUCCAACCUGGCGCAGCAUCAGCGCUCACACACGGGCCAGAAGCCCUACCGCUGUGCCUGGUGUGGUGACAGCUUUGGGCGCAGCUCUUCUCUGCUCAAGCACCAGCGAUUGCACACUGGGGAGAAGCCCUACAGUUGCUGUGAGCGUGGCGAGAACUUCACCAACAUCUCGGACUGCAUACGGCACCAGCGCACCCACAGUGGAGAGCGGCCCUUCAAGUGUCCUAAGUGUGGUCGUGGUUUCAGUGAGCGCACCCAGUUCACCAGUCACCAGCGCGUUCACAUGGGUGAACGACCCAAUGCCUGCCCAGAAUGUGGCAAAUCCUUCUCCCACAGCGCCAAGCUCCUUAAACACCAACGCUCGCACACAGGCGAGAAGCCCUAUAAGUGCCCCAGCUGCAGCAAGAGUUUUGGAGACAGUUCACAUCUGCUGCGGCACCAACACCCUCACACGGGCCAGAAGCCUUAUACUUGCGGCGAGUGUGGCAAGAGCUUCCGCCGGAGCGCCCACCUGCUCAUCCACCAGGUGGCGCACAGCGGUGAGAAGCCCUACGUCUGCCUGCAGUGUGGCAAGGCCUUCGCCCGCAGCUCCAACCUGGGCCAGCACCAGCGGACGCUGCAGGGGCACAGCCCCUGCCAGUAUCCCUGGCUUAAGUUGCAGCCCAGACUUCAGCUCUGACUUUGGUCCAGGCUCAAGGAGCCUGAGGGGCCCAGCAUUUCUCAGUAAACCUCACUUCUGCUCCUCUAGGGCUGCUGAUUAGUGGGCUGAAUCAGGGAACCCCAGGCUGGAGGAAUCGGAACAGAAAAGUGGGCUUAGGCCUGUUCUCUGAGGCCCUGGAGAUGGGAUUCCAGCUGGAGGGAGAGUUUGGGGAUGGCAAGAGCUGGCCCAGCUGCUUUAAGAUGCAGAACACCUUUGGUGGCCUAGGUGUGUCCCUUCACAGGCCUAGGGAGUGAUAGGGCUAAUCACACCAAGAGCAACAGUUACCUCAGCCCAGAGGAAUGGGGCUCAACGCCAGGCAAGCCCCCGUGAGGAAUGCAGUAGGGGAAGAGGGGGUCGGGGAGGUCCUCACCUCCAGAGGGGACCAUAAGGCAGGCUGUGUUCUAGCACAAGGAUCAGAGUUUGAAUUUGAGACCAUUAGGUGAGCUCUGGGGUGUGUGACCCCUUUGAAAGAGAGCUGUCUUUACAGGGUGAAGCUGGUGGGGCCCAGGGCCAAAGCAAAGGACCGGGAGGCCUGUCUGUUGAGUUCGGGGGGUGCCCGGUGACAUUUCUAGGCAAGGGCAGAAGGCCCGAGGUUGGUUGUCUGCCCCUACCUCUUCUUUAGCCUUUUCCCUUGCAGGUUCCCCAGGCUUUUUCUCUGAUCCCUCAACAGAGGAGAAAAUGUGAAGAUUCACUUGUGCCCGGACACCGGGGACUAGACAUGGUCGUUUUGCCAGGGCGCUGGGGCGGGCUGCCUCCGUAAACAAAUGUGUUUCUAUUGGUAAAACUUAGAGUAUAUGGGAGCCAGAGGGAGGCUUCCCGAAGCACUGCACAAUGUGUGCCCAGAGCAGAGUCUAAGCUGUGAGGCCCUGCUCUCCCCCCCGUAGCUGGCUGUGUUCCUGGGAGAGGCACAGAAUGUAGCCCUUAUGAGGUUGGGGGAGGCCUAAUGCCCACCCCAUGGGACCAUGAGCCUCAUGCAUCUGGUGCCCUGUCCCCAGAUCUUGUCUCUCACCAGGUUUGGUGCAUCUAGAACCGUAUCCACGGGGAAGAGGGGCCAAAGGGGAAGGAUGUGAGGUAACUCCUCCCUCAGCUUCUAGCACAGAGUGUCCAGGCUUCUCUCUUUGUGACUGCGUGACCUUGGACAGGUCUGCCUCUUCUGAGCUUCAGUCUCUUCAUCUGUAAAACAAGGAUGAUGAAAGGACUCGGCAAGGAAAGGACUCAGCAGUCCUCAGUUCCCUGCUCUUCCUCAAGUCUGUCACCCUGUCACCGGUGGUGUUGGCCCACAGACAUCACGCCAGCGCGCUUCCUAGCUUCUCCCAAAGGUUACAGAAAUGAGUGAGGCAGCCCCAGUCCUGGAGUAGUUUGGUGUCGUGAAGGAGAUGGACUCAGGCUCGAUGCUGGCACUGGAGAAAGGGCAUCACCUGGAGUAAGUCUAAGAGGCUUCAUGAAGGUGACAUCUAAUGGAUGCCACUUGUCUCCUCAAGCUGGGUCUGUGAUGAACAGAUGGGUUCUGGCAUAUUCCCCAUCAAUGGCAUCUCAAAAUAGCACAAGCCAGUGACUGAGUUGGAGGCCUGAGCCAGGUGCGUCCGUAGUAGGCAUUCAGUAAAUAGUUGUUAUGAUCAGGUCCUGUUUACUCUUACUAGUGACCUUGGGGCCUCAGCUUCCUCAAAGCUGGAUUGCGUUCUCUGCAAAAUUGUAACUGCAGGUGGACGUUAGGUACAUGGCAGAGGUGGGCAUGGGAGGAGGAUUUGUUUGCAAAAUCCCUUUCAGUCAACUGGAAGCUAAUUUCUCACAUUAAGGUAAAUAGCCAUGUGCCCCAUAUCCUCUCAGUUGUAGAGACAGGUCCUGCCCAGAGCAGGGAGGCAGGCCAGUCCUUGGAAACAAGAAGGAUGGGCUUAAUCCAACAGGGGUUUAUCCGGCAUUCACUGUGCCCUGAGCUGGGAAAGAGGCACUCUCCAAGCAUGUGGCCAGUGCUUAGGCCAGAGGCAGCGGACAUGUUUGCUUUGGCCUUCACUCUGUGUGUGUGUGUGUUUGUGUGUGUGUGUGUGUUUACACUAUUGAGCCACCUUUUUUUUUUUUUUUUUUUGCCGGUGGCUUGUGGGAUCUCAGUUCCCCAAUCAGGGACCGAACCCAUGCCCUCAGCGGUGAAAGUGCGGAGUCCUAACCACCGGACCACCAGGGAAGUCCCAUGAACCAACAUUUAAAUCAGGAGAUUUCACAUCACAAUCUAGAUUUCUAGUUUGCUGUUUUUGGGGAGGAGAGAGGGGAGAGGAUCAGAAAAUUCAGCAACACUGGAGCUUUCCAGCAACAACGUGUUGACAGGGCUGAGUAGUGGCUGCCCCGGACAUGGACAGUCCCCACCGCUCCCUGGUGUGUCCCUGACUCAGCAAGUUUCAUUUGAAUUCCUUGCCUAACAGCUACAGAAAGGCGUUUGGGGGUGACCAUCCCCACCCUACACUCUCAUGGGUGAGAAAGGCCCAUACAGUGGAGGCAGUUUCUCUUUUCCCUCACCCCUUCCUGCCCCCCACCAGCCAUUUUCCUCCCCAGCCCCCAGCCCAGCUGACAGACCGGACCUGCUUUCCCGACCCCAGAUAUCACCCUCUAAUAUUGAAGCUCCUUUCCGUAUGUGCCAGGGAGUAGGGGCAGAGCUUACGGGUUCAGCAAGGCCAGGCAAACCCCUGUGUGCCUUGGUCAGAGGGCCGAGUAUUGGGCCCUGUGAACCUCAGGGAGACAGUCCUCGGCAGACACCCGUCGCAGGGCUAUUUUGGGAAGCAAGCAGGUGUGGAGGUGCUCUAUAAACGCUAAGGCCCCGGUGGGCUCGGAGGGAGGGGGCGUCAGUAAUACUGUCUCCCCUGGGCUGGCCCUGGCUUCUGGACAUGUGCUUGGACUCCAUCCAGUUCUGUCUGAUCUCACCCAGUCCUGGGAGCCUGGUUCCUCCUCUGAGCCUGGUGGGCGGUACAGAGGCUGGUGCUGGGCAGUGGGUGUGGCCACUGGCUGGCAGCUGGAGUCCCACCCACCCAGAAGCCCAACAGUGGCUGGCAGGUGCUUUUUU
Orcinus orca (killer whale) is the source of this 4474-nucleotide messenger RNA. Its product is annotated as zinc finger protein 501-like. Gene Ontology annotation, biological process: regulation of transcription by RNA polymerase II. NCBI's taxonomy places the organism in Eukaryota, Metazoa, Chordata, Mammalia, Artiodactyla, Delphinidae. The record is from RefSeq and is a predicted model, not a curated record. Gene Ontology annotation, molecular function: DNA-binding transcription activator activity, RNA polymerase II-specific; RNA polymerase II cis-regulatory region sequence-specific DNA binding. Gene Ontology annotation, cellular component: nucleus.